Molecule: messenger RNA, 818 nt
Organism: Sardina pilchardus (European sardine)
Lineage: Eukaryota; Metazoa; Chordata; Actinopteri; Clupeiformes; Clupeidae
Product: myosin regulatory light chain 2, atrial isoform-like
Exons: 7
Coding region: 92-610 (172 amino acids)
Biological process (GO): heart contraction; cardiac muscle tissue development
Cellular component (GO): myofibril; cytoplasm
Molecular function (GO): calcium ion binding
Source: RefSeq, a predicted model, not a curated record
CACUAAUCAGCCAGGCUAGUGUCCUGGGCACACACAGAUACACUCACAGCACCCACACACAGACACCGGGGCCACUCAAACAGCAACCAACAUGGCCAGUAAGAAAGCAGCAGCCAAGAGAGGCAAGACUGCUCAGAGAGGCUCUUCCAACGUGUUCUCCAUGUUUGAGCAGUCCCAGAUACAGGAGUUCAAGGAGGCCUUUGGUUGCAUUGAUCAGGAUCGAGAUGGUGUCAUUAAAAAACAGGACUUGAAGGAAACCUAUUCACAACUGGGGAAGCUGAAUGUACCAGAUGAGGAAUUGGAGGCCAUGUUGGCAGAGGGAAAAGGCCCUAUCAACUUCACCGUGUUCCUCACUCUCUUUGGAGAGAAACUUAAUGGAACGGACCCAGAGGAGACCAUUCUCAAUGCCUUCAAACUGUUUGACCCCAAUGGGACAGGAUUUGUCAACAAGGAAGAGUUCAAAAGGCUUCUUAUGAAUCAAGCAGACAAAUUCAACACAGAGGAAGUGGAACAAGCUUUCUCUGUGGCACCAAUUGAUGUGAGCGGCAACAUUGACUACAAGUCCCUUUGUUACAUCAUCACGCAUGGUGACGAGAAGGAGGAGUCGUAAUAAGUCUGUCAGUCUUCAGAUUAAUCUGUGUGAAAACCUCAAGGGUCCCCUGUUCCACAACUUUGUAGGUGUACUGUAAGACAUGUUUUGAGGCUUAGUGUCCAAUGUCUGUCUGAUUUUAUGGUGAAAAUGUUUCGAUAUAUAUUUCUGAGAUACAUGUUACAUCCCAUUCAUUGAAUACAUCCAAAGCAUUUGCAAUAUUACUAAA